AUGCUUUCCAAAGCGAGUUCAGCUUUCGUCCGAUCAUUUGUUCGUGCCAAAGAACUUAAGUUUGGUGCCGAAGCCCGUCAGGUUCUCCUUGAAGGUGUCAACAAGCUUGCUGACGCCGUUGUUUCCACAUUAGGACCAAAAGGACGCAACGUCAUGAUUGAGCAGCCAUUUGGCCCGCCAAAAGUCACAAAGGAUGGUGUUACUGUUGCCAAAUCCAUCGAAUUUGCUGACAAAUGGCACAACAUGGGCGCCCAACUUGUUAUUUCCGUUGCCCAGAAGACAAACGAUGUCGCCGGUGAUGGUACAACAACAGCUACACUCCUUACACGCGAACUCUACAAGGAAGCCCUCAAAGCUCUCUCAUCUGGUCUUGAUCCAAACGAAGUUCGCAAGGGCAUGACACUUGCUGUCGAUGCAGCCGUUGCUGAGAUCAAGAAGCUCAGCCGCAAGGUUUCCUCCGACAGUGAAAUCGCCCAAGUUGCUACAGUUUCCGCAAAUGGCGACCACACAAUCGGCGAGCUCAUUGCCAAGGCUUUCAAGGCUGUCGGCCAAGAGGGCGUCAUCACAGUCCAAAACGGCAACUCAUUCGAGCACAAACUCGAAGUUGUCGAGGGCAUGAAGAUCGAUCGUGGCUAUCUCUCAGCCUUCUUCAUGACAAACAACAAGACAAUGAAGUGCGAAUACGAAAACCCAUACAUCCUCAUCACAGACAUGAAGAUCUCUUCAUUCGCUACUAUCGCUCCAGCUCUUGAAGCUUGCAUCCAUGCCAACCGCCCACUCCUCAUCAUUGCCGACGAUGUUGAAGGCGACGCCCUCGCAACCCUCAUUGUCAACAAGAUCCGCGGUGGUCUCAAAGUUUGCGCCGUCAAAGCUCCAGGAUUCGGUGACAACAAGAAGGCCACACUCCAGGAUAUCGCAACAGUCACAGGCGGCCAAGUCAUUGCUGAAGAACUCGGCCUCAAGCUCGAAUCAAUCCAACUUUCCCAGCUCGGCCAAUGCUCAAAGAUCACAGUCUCCAAGGACGACUGCAUCGUAAUGGGCGGCGCCGGCCAGAAGGACUCAAUCAAGGGCCGUGCAGAGGAAAUCCGCAAACAACUCGAAAGCACAGAAUCCAAGUACGAAAAGGACAAACUCAAGGAACGUCUCGCUAAACUUACAGGUGGUGUCGCUGUCAUCAAUGUCGGCGGUGCUUCAGAAGUCGAAGUUAAUGAGACAAAGGAUUUGAUCGACGACGCACUCAACGCUACAAGAGCUGCCAUCGAGGAAGGCAUCGUUGCUGGUGGUGGUAUCGCUCUCCUCAACGCUUCCCUCGCUCUCGACAACCUCAAGAAGGAAUCUCUCCUACAGAGAACAGGAAUUGAAAUCGUAAGAAACGCAAUACAGAUGCCAAUCAAGGCUAUCGCCCUCAACGCUGGAUUAUCUGGCGAUGUCGUUGUCGACAAGGUCUUGGCAAAGAAGGACAAGAAGUUCGGAUUCGACGCAAGAGAGAUGGAGUACGGAGACAUGUUCAAGAAGGGAAUCAUCGAUCCAACAAAGGUCGUAAGACUUUCCCUCAUCAACUCCGCUUCUGUCGCUGCUUCAAUGAUGUCUGCUGACUGCAUGAUCACUGAUGUUCCUGAGGAGAAACCAGCUGCACCGGCCAUGCCGCCAAUGGGUGGUGGAAUGUACUAA
Molecule: messenger RNA, 1671 nt
Organism: Trichomonas vaginalis G3
Lineage: Eukaryota; Parabasalia; Trichomonadida; Trichomonadidae
Product: mitochondrial 60 kDa heat shock protein family
Exons: 1
Coding region: 1-1671 (556 amino acids)
Biological process (GO): protein refolding
Molecular function (GO): ATP binding; ATP-dependent protein folding chaperone
Source: RefSeq, a predicted model, not a curated record